Molecule: messenger RNA, 207 nt
Organism: Cercopithifilaria johnstoni
Lineage: Eukaryota; Metazoa; Nematoda; Chromadorea; Rhabditida; Onchocercidae
Source: the annotation of a GenBank genome assembly
AUGACUGAGAGCUAUCCGUUUCAUACACCGAUACGGGAAGGAAUCGUUCGACAAUGCCGACCACUGUUGAUAGCGAUGCUGAUGUACAUGUAUCCGUAUCGGGUGGGGGAAGUGGGAGGAAAGGAGUGUCUGCAUGGCGCUGCACCCAAAAACUCUUACACAAACAGAGAUGAUAUUUGUGCGGUGUUGGUUCGGAAUAUUUUAUGA